AUGUCAGACACAGAAGACUACGAUGCCGUCAAGGCAGCAGAGCUCAAGAAGGCACGUUCCUUCCGCCGUUUCCAGUACCGCGGCAUCGAACUCGAGGCACUCCUCGACAUGUCCUCUGAGCAACUCAUGGACCUCGUCCAUGCCCGUGCACGCAGAAAGUUCCAGCGUGGUCUCAAGAGGAAGCCCAUGGGCUUGAUCAAGAAGCUCCGUAAGGCAAAGAAGGAGGCACCUGCAAACGAGAAGCCUGCCGCAGUCAAGACGCACCUGCGUGACAUGAUCAUUGUCCCAGAGAUGAUUGGCAGCAUCAUUGGCAUCUACAACGGAAAGGUCUUCAACCAAGUCGAGAUCCGCCCCGAGAUGGUCGGCCACUACCUUGCCGAGUUCUCCAUUUCCUACAAGCCCGUUCGUCACGGUCGUCCUGGUAUUGGAGCUACCCACUCUUCGCGAUUCAUCCCUCUCAAGUAG
Molecule: messenger RNA, 465 nt
Organism: Protomyces lactucae-debilis
Lineage: Eukaryota; Fungi; Ascomycota; Taphrinomycetes; Taphrinales; Protomycetaceae
Product: putative ribosomal protein S12, cytosolic
Exons: 1
Coding region: 1-465 (154 amino acids)
Biological process (GO): ribosomal small subunit assembly; translation
Cellular component (GO): cytosolic small ribosomal subunit; ribosome
Molecular function (GO): RNA binding; structural constituent of ribosome
Source: RefSeq, a predicted model, not a curated record